This is a messenger RNA of Drepanopeziza brunnea f. sp. 'multigermtubi' MB_m1, 3990 nucleotides long. RefSeq lists its product as uncharacterized. Gene Ontology annotation, molecular function: ATP hydrolysis activity; magnesium ion binding; ATPase-coupled intramembrane lipid carrier activity. Gene Ontology annotation, cellular component: plasma membrane; trans-Golgi network; endosome. Lineage: Eukaryota; Fungi; Ascomycota; Leotiomycetes; Helotiales; Drepanopezizaceae. The record is from RefSeq and is a predicted model, not a curated record. Gene Ontology annotation, biological process: endocytosis; retrograde vesicle-mediated transport, Golgi to endoplasmic reticulum; phospholipid translocation.
AUGUCGUCGAGUGCAUAUCAACAACCAAAUGCUCCCGAUUCGCCCGCGGAUGAUUCGGACUCAGACCUCGAUCUCGACCUCCAGGAGCUUGACCCCAUUACCACAGCCAGUCCCUCGUCCCGCAAAGACCAUCCCAAGGAAGAGCGCAGGACCGGUCACAUACCUAUACCCUUACGGAAUCUGCGUAUGAGUGGGCUGCGAGGGGCCGGGAAACGCAAUCGAGGCUACGGGGACUUGGGACGGGACAGAGAUGCGAAUACAGAGGACCUGCACGGCCUGCUGAACGAAAGCCCGGAUCUGGAUGGAGCAAACAGACUAUCAGCCGGCAGCUCGCGCUCUGCUGAGGAUGAUGCACCGCUCUUGCCCGGGCCCAAGGGCAGCCAUAGACGGCAGCCGAGUUUGGAUGCCCUCAACAAGCUAGGCUCACACAUCCGCCUCCCCAGCUUCCUCUCGAACGCGGGCUCUCAAUCACCCCCAGAAAACAAUGAUACGGAAGAAGAGGAACACGAUCCGGCAUCUUCACGGACAGUCUUUGUCGGUACCGCUCAAUCCGCGCGUUUUACGCCUAAUGCCAUCUCCAAUGCGAAAUAUACCCCCAUCAGUUUCUUGCCGCGCACUUUGUAUAACGAGUUCUCUUUCUUCUUCAAUAUGUACUUUCUGCUCGUGGCGCUUUCGCAGGCUAUUCCAGCGCUGAGGAUAGGAUACCUAUCGACGUAUAUUGUGCCGCUGGUAUUUGUUAUGUCGAUUACACUGGGUAAGGAGGCACUCGAUGAUAUUGGACGGAGAAAGAGGGAUGCGGAAGCCAACUCCGAAGGUUACACGGUAUUGUGCUUCGAUGAGCCCGGGGUGGGGAAUAAGGAUCGCUAUCGGGCGAAGAAGUCGAAGAAGGCGAAUUUGAAGUCUAGAGGUCGAUCGCUCGUCGAACGGGACAGGCUGUCCGAUAUCCAGGAGGAAGAAGAGAAUGGGGAAGGCCCGAGAGACCGCCACUUGCCGUCCUCGGAGGUGCGGGAAGUGAUCAAGAAGUCGAGGGAUUUGAAGGUUGGUGAUGUGUUGAAGAUGGGCAAGGAUCAGCGACUACCGGCGGAUGUGGUUAUCUUGAAAAGUUUCAUGAAUGAGGCUGUAGUAGUCGAAGAUGGCCUGCCUGCGGCUCCUGAAUCACUGCUUGUAUCGCCGGUAUCAGACCCGGCAAUUGAGCAGACCAGCGCCACUACAGCUGAUGCUCGCGAGUCAACAUCAGAACUGGGAAAUACCCCUUCUGCUGAUGCGGGAGGUGUUGGAGAAACAUUCAUCAGAACCGAUCAGCUUGAUGGAGAAACCGAUUGGAAGCUUCGAUUGGGAUCUCCUCUCACUCAGUCGCUGGACCCGGCUGAAUUCGUACGGCUCCGGGUUGUGGCUAGCAAGCCAGACAGGAAAGUUAACGAAUUCAUUGGUACAGUCCAACUACUUCCCAAAGACAGAGGAGGCUAUGAUCCGUACCUUCCGAGAUCAUCCCCCAUGGGCAAUGAGAUCGUGAACUCCACCUCGGCUCCUCUAACAAUUGACAAUACAGCGUGGUGCAACACCGUGCUAGCAUCAAACGCCACAACACUAGCUGUCGUCGUCUACACUGGACGCGAAACUAGAUCCGCUCUUUCAACUUCUCAAUCCCGCUCGAAAACAGGUCUCCUCGAGUAUGAGAUAAACUCGCUCACCAAGAUUCUGUGUGGUUUAACUCUCUCGCUUUCCAUCAUCCUGGUGGCGUUGGAAGGAUUCGAGCAUGUCGACGGCGUCAAGUGGUAUGUCAAGAUCAUGAGGUUCUUGGUUCUUUUUUCGACAAUCGUCCCUAUCAGUCUUCGUGUAAACUUAGAUAUGGGCAAGAGUGUCUACUCAAGGUUCAUCCAACGGGAUGCCGGAAUUGAAGGUGCUGUCGUCAGAACCAGUACUAUCCCUGAAGAGCUGGGUCGUAUCGAGUACCUGCUAAGCGACAAGACUGGUACACUGACACAGAACGAGAUGGAGAUGAAGAAAAUCCAUGUUGGAACUGUUUCCUACGCCAAUGAAGCUAUGGACGAGGUGACGGCAUACAUCAAGCAGGGCUUUUCGGUUCCCGUUUCCGCGGAUCCAAAUAACCCUGCAUUGCUCAUCACACCCUCAUCUACCUUCAUGGCCUCAACGACUGCCACAGCCACUCGAACGCGCAGAGAGAUCGGAUCCCGAGUCAGAGACGUUGUUCUGGCUUUGGCUAUAUGCCACAGUGUCACCCCGACUGUUGAAGAGGACGAGGCAGGCGAACAAUUUACCUCUUACCAAGCCUCCUCGCCUGAUGAAAUUGCAAUCGUAAAGUGGACUGAAAUGGUUGGUCUUCGCUUGAUUCAUCGGGAUCGGAAGGGGAUGCUCCUCCAGUCUGUGGACACUGGACGUCCUGUCGUCAGAGUCCGAAUCCUCGAGGCAUUCCCUUUCACAUCCGAAGGCAAGAGAAUGGGCAUUAUUGUCCAGUUCAUGGAUGGAUCGGAGAAACCAGGCAACGUCGACCCUGAAGCUGGUGAGAUUUGGUUCUACCAAAAGGGUGCUGAUACCGUUAUGACUUCCAUCGUCGCUGCAAAUGAUUGGCUUGACGAAGAGACUGGUAAUAUGGCCCGGGAAGGGCUGCGGACACUUGUCGUUGGCCGAAAGCGCUUGUCGGUUCAACAGUACAAAGAGUUUGCUACCAACUUUAGGGACGCUUCCGUUGCCAUCAACGGACGUGAUGCAGGCAUGGCCCGAGUUGUCGCCCACUACCUUGAACGAGACCUCGAGCUUCUUGGCGUCACGGGUGUCGAGGAUAAACUCCAAAAAGACGUCAAGCCCUCGCUGGAAUUACUUCGCAACGCCGGCAUUAAAAUUUGGAUGCUCACGGGUGACAAGGUCGAAACUGCCCGCUGCGUUGCUGUCUCUGCCAAGCUCGUCGCCCGUGGCCAAUACAUCCACACAAUCACCAAGCUCAAACGCAAAGACAACGCGCAGGACCAGCUUGACUUUCUACGCGGUAAAACCGACUCCGCCCUUCUCAUCGACGGCGAAUCCAUUUCCCUCCUCCUCACUCACUUCCGCACCGACUUCAUCUCAAUCGCCGUGCUCCUCCCCGCUGUCAUCGCGUGCCGCUGCUCCCCGACGCAAAAAGCAGAUAUCGCCCACUUGAUCCGCGACUUCACCAAAAAACGCAUCUGCUGCAUCGGUGAUGGCGGUAACGACGUCAGCAUGAUCCAAGCUGCCGACGUGGGAGUUGGCAUCGUGGGCAAGGAAGGACGACAGGCUUCCCUCGCUGCCGACUUCUCAAUAACGCAAUUCUGCCACCUCACCAAGCUGCUCGUUUGGCACGGCCGCAAUAGCUACAAACGCUCUGCUAAAUUGGCGCAAUUCGUCAUUCACAGAGGUCUCAUCAUCAGUGUGUGCCAGACUAUGUACAGCAUCGCCAUCAAAUUUGAGCCUGAAGGCCUAUACAAAGACUGGCUCCUCGUUGGCUACGCAACCCUUUACACCAUGGCUCCGGUGUUCUCCCUCGUGUUGGACAAAGACGUCGACGAGAACCUCGCGAACCUCUACCCAGAACUCUACAAGGAGCUCACUACGGGCUCCUCGCUAUCCUACCGCACAUUCUUCGUCUGGGUGUUCGUCAGUAUCUACCAAGGCGGCAUGAUCCAAGGCCUUUCUCAAAUCUUGACGGAGGUUGAUGGCCCCCGGAUGGUGAGUGUGAGUUUCACGGUACUGAUUGUGAACGAGCUGUGCAUGGUGGCGUUUGAGAUCACGACGUGGCACCCGAUCAUGAUAGCGUGUUUGGUCGGUACAGCGCUCUUGUAUCUGGGCAGUAUUCCGUUUCUAGGGGGCUACUUUGAUCUGGGGUUUAUCGUUACACUCGGCUUCGUCUGGCGCGUGCUUGCUAUCUCGGCCAUCUCGCUCAUCCCGCCUUACGCUGGUAAACUCAUUAGGCGCGCAAUCAAACCGCCUAGUUACCGCAAGGUGCAGGGGAUUUGA